Molecule: messenger RNA, 2340 nt
Organism: Schistosoma guineensis
Lineage: Eukaryota; Metazoa; Platyhelminthes; Trematoda; Strigeidida; Schistosomatidae
Source: the annotation of a GenBank genome assembly
AUGUAUACAGAUGAUGGAUGUUGGAUGCAAACUAAUGAAGAUGCAUUGAUUCACCUUCGUCCAUCUCCUCAUCAUGAAUUUCAUAACCUUUGGAUUACCGAAUCAACCUCAAAACCAUAUUCAUUUAAUAUUUCAUCAACUUAUUCGUCUAGUUCAUCACCAGUACCAGAUCCUUCAUUUCUUACUGAUAACACGACAAAUACUUCUGUUAUAUUAGAUAGUCAGUAUAAUCCAUAUUUCAGUAAUACUGGAAAUUUACAUGUACCAUAUAGGUACAUGUGGGAUAAAGAAGAUGAUUAUUACCUGUAUACAUCCAAGUCUUGUUAUUGUGAAUUACAAAAAAAUGAACACAUUUCACAUAGUGAAAUCGAUUCUUUGAAUCAUUAUCAAACUAGAGAAGUUAAUGGAUGUCUCCCUCAUAAAGUAUGUGGUUGUACAGCAAAUUAUCCGUCAAUUUGUGAAAUUCACUCUACAGAUAUAAAUACAGAGAAGUCGAGAAAGAUUACAACAGAUUAUUCAAUUCAGUCAACAAAAAUUUGUGAUUUUCCAGAAUAUUUAGUACCGGAAAAAAGUAACCAAAACUCGAAUGCAUUUAUUGAAGAUACCAAGAAUUCAAGUUGGUUUACUUUUUCUCCAUUUCUAUCAAUGAAUCCUAAAUUAGAUAAUACAUAUAAUGAAUCAUUUUCUAAAUGGUCAUUAAAUAAUUUUACAACAAUAUCAAACAAUGAAUUAUCAUCAUCAUCAUCAUUAUCAUUAUCAAAAACUUGUACAGAACAUUGUUUAACUAAUAAUGAACUUCAAUUAGAUACAAAUUCAUUUGAAUCUAACACAAAAUCAUCAUCUAAUUCUUUAUUAUCAUUUAAUGAUCUUAAUGAAAUUAAAAUAAAUGAGAAAAAAUUAUUGAAACCUUCUUUAGCUAAUCUACAUCGUCGAGGUUCUUUACAAUUGUGGCAAUUUUUAAUUGCUUUAUUAGAUGAUAAAGAAAGUCAACAUUUAAUAUGUUGGACAGGAAGAACAUUAGAAUUUAAAUUGAAUGAUCCUGAAGAGGUUGCUCGUUUAUGGGGUAUUCAGAAGAAUCGCCCUGCCAUGAAUUACGAUAAACUGAGUAGAUCUUUAAGGUACUACUACGAAAAAGGUAUAAUGCAGAAAGUGUCUGGUGAAAGAUAUGUUUAUCGAUUUGUUUAUGAACCAGAACUGUUAUUUUCUCUAGCAUUUCCUGGUGAAGAGCACUCAAACCAACAACUUAUUAGCUCUAUGACGACAACCAAAACUAAUACAGAUGAUAAAUUAUCUGAUCAAUUGAAACAACUUUCGGAUAAUUCUAUAAAUACACCAGAUAAACUUGGUACAUCCAAUAGUCACUUUUGUAUUGCUUCAAAUCAUUUCAAUAAUCGGCUGACUGGCAAUAAUACAGAAUAUAUACCUAUUAGUAAAGAAAAAUUUGGAGUUAAACGUAAGUAUAAUGAUAUAUUGAAAGGAGGAAAUGAAAAUAAUCAUUAUGAAAAAAACCAUGAAAUUCCCAUUUCUACUGUAGUUACAAAUGUUAAUGACAAUCAACAAGUUCAGUUACCUGAUAAGUAUGGAUGUGGUAGUGUAUUCUUAAAUGAUGAAGGGAUGUGUUCUAAACAGAAUGUAAACAAUAACAACAUUAUCACACCAAAUCAACACUAUAAUGAAAAUAGCAAAGAUUUCUUAAUGUAUGUAUAUGAAAGUCAAAAUAAUCUCACAGAUAAAUUAAGUGACAACAGUAAUUGGCCUAAAACAGACAGUUUAUUGCAAACAAAUUCCGUAUCUGCAAUCAAUGAAUCUUUAGCAUCUCAUAUUGACUGGUUCGAUAAUCUUACAAUACAAAAAGAACAAGAACAACAACUACCAAUGUUACAUUGUACAAAUUCUGAAAACAAUCACACAAUGAAUUAUUCAUCAAAUUUUUCAAAUUAUCAUCAAUAUGAUUUAGAACAUUAUUUAUUAUCAUCGCCUAAUAUAUACGAUGAAAUUGAUAUUUGGUCGGAUAAACAAGACUAUUAUUUAUCUGAAGUGUUAAAUGAAACAUAUAAUAAAGAACAAGAGAAAUUAUUAUCAUCAUCGUCAUCAUCAUCAUCACCAGCACUUUCAUCACAACCGCCAUUAUCUUCAUCAUCUUUUAUUUCAUCAUUGAAUGAUCGUAAUAGUAUACUGUCAACUCCACCAUCUGUAACAGUUAAUUUACAAAAUAUUUAUGAAAUUAAUUAUGGAUUAUUAACAACUAAUGAAAAAUUACCAUAUCAUCCAUUUUAAAUAUUGAUUUCAUUAUUCAAGAUUAAAUUCUCCGCUUUUUUUCCUCUUGCUCUCUCUGUUCCU